Clupea harengus (Atlantic herring) is the source of this 1564-nucleotide messenger RNA. RefSeq names its product ependymin (gene epd). The coding region runs from base 33 to 1328 and encodes 431 amino acids. NCBI's taxonomy places the organism in Eukaryota, Metazoa, Chordata, Actinopteri, Clupeiformes, Clupeidae. The transcript is spliced from 12 exons. Gene Ontology annotation, molecular function: calcium ion binding. Gene Ontology annotation, biological process: cell-matrix adhesion. The record is from RefSeq and is a predicted model, not a curated record. Gene Ontology annotation, cellular component: extracellular region; lysosome.
GAUGUUAGAGUUUAUUCUUCGAAGAGGCAACCAUGCGACUGACUGGCUUCCUCUGCGUGGCACUCUGGUCUGCCAGUGCUGUUGUGCUUGCCGAACAUCAGCCAUGCCGUCCUCCCCCACAAACGCAUGGAAAUCUUUGGGUGACUGCCGCUAAGGGGGCGCCAGCUUCUGUGGGUGAAUUCAACUACGACUCUCAAGCCAGAAAGCUCCACUUCAAAGAUGAUGCGCUCCACGUGAACAAGACUGAUCACCUGGAGAUGCUUAUUUUCUUCGAAGAGGGCAUCUUCUAUGACAUUGACAGCCACAAUCAGAGCUGUCACAAAAAGACCCUUCAGUCAACUUACCACUGUCUGGAAGUGCCCCCAAACGCCACCCACGUGACAGAGGGCUACCUGGGCAGCGAGUUUAUUGGUGAUCAGGGCGUUCGCAUGAGGAAGUGGAGGAAGAGAGUCCCCGAGUUAGACGGUGUUGUAACCGUGGCCACCACCUCCUGUGGCUGUGUGACACUGUUUGCCACCCUGUUUACAGACUCUAAUGACGUCCUGGUGUUCAAUUUUCUAGAUGUUGAGAUGAAGGUGAAGAAUCCACUGGAAGUGUUUGUGCCUCCCUCCUACUGCGAUGGAGUGGCCUUGGAGGAAGAAGGCGACACCUUUUUUGGUCUUGCAACAAUGUGUAAGAUUGGAUUCCUUUGUUUGACAGCUUGGUGCGUCACUGCUGUUGGUUUUGCUCAGAGUCAACAGCCAUGUAAGCCACCGCCAUUAGUUAGUGGGUUUCUCUGGGUGACUGCUGCUAAAGGGUUGCCUGCAGGAGCAGGGAAUUUCUUCUAUGAUUCUCCAGGGAAACGACUUCGAUUCACAGACAACGAAAGCCUUUCGCAGAAGGCCAAAUACCUGGAUGUCCUGUUUCUUUUUGAAGAGGGCAUUUUCUAUGAGAUCAACAGCAAAACCAGCAGUUGCAAGAAAAGGCCUCUACAGUCACUGCUUCAUCCUAUGGAAGUCCAACAAAAUAUGACAGCCGAGGGGGAGGAUAUGUAUCUGGGUAGCAGAGUAGAUAGUGGCCAAGGGUUGAACAUGAGGAACUGGAUUAUGCAAGUACCACAGCUUAAUGGUGUAUUUGUAGUCACCACCAGCCCUGUUGGCUGCUUAACUCUUAGUGCUGUGCUGUUCACUCAGUCAAAGGACUUGCUUAUUUUCAGUUUUAUUGAGGUUACUAAAGAAGUGAAGGACCCACAGGUGUUUGUACCUCCAGCAUUCUGUGAUGGUGUGCCUUUGGAACCUGAAGGAAAUACCUUCUUUGGAGUCUUCUUAAAACAAGCACACCUUUCAUGAAACUGUGUAUUACAAAUUAACAGAGUUUGGUUUGGUUGACAGUGUGUUCCCUGUCUGAUUAAACCAUCUACUAGCCUUCUCGCAAUGUUAACGAAAGUUAAACUAAAUUUGUUGAUCCAGUCUGUGGCCUACAAAAGACAAAAGGGGGGUUGCAGCCUUCAGCUGUGUAGGCAAAUGAGAUAAAGAAAAUUCCAUUCCAUGUAAUCCUCAAAAAUAAAAUAAAAACCUGCUUGCAA